UUUGAAGGCGUUGUUUGGUCCGUGGUAGGUUUUAGCGAUGCUGUCGUCACGAUCGGUCACGAUUUGAGUCAUCACGAUCAUUAUUGAUGAGAGUUUGUUCGCCGUCGACUCUCGUCGCGCGUUCUCCGCGCACUUUGCUUCCUCCAGGCGAGUGAAAGCGGAGAGAGAACAGCGUCAGAGGUAUGUCAGAGGAGGUUGUUGCCUUGCGAAGGCCGACUGUCUGACGUCAUGCUAGCCCUCCUGAAAGCUGUUUCUUUUCUCCACGCUUGGCAGUUGUAGCGAAGUGGUUGUAGCUUCGUGAGUCCGUAGAAAGCAGGCACUGUCGUCUGAAAGAAGUGCCUGGCAUGGGAGUUUACGCACCCCUGAACGUUCUGGCGACGUAGUGGGUCUUUCGGACGUCACGAAAUGAAGAUCUGAAGAUCUGCGGGAAGCGGGUGAUGGACGCAGCUACAGCUGUUUUCGGGAGCUGACGAAUCGCAGUCAUGGACGUGCCGACAUACGGACGCAAUUUCCGCGCUGCAACUUCAGCACACGAUGGAGACAGGAUGCCUGUGGUGCGCGAAGGUGUUGUUCCAGAGGCCGUUCGAGCGCUGUCUCGAAAUGCGACAUUGCGAGCGGCCGAUGAUUUCGACAGCAGUGCUGAUGAUCCUCUGCUUGUUCCUGAGUCACCGCCUCCAUACGUAGUUCCCGUUGACAGAUAUUACUUUGUAAAAAAUGUCUUUCUUUUGUUGGGAGUAGUACUUAUGCUUCCUUGGAACUUCACAACAAAUGCCAGUGAUUUCUGGAUGUACAAGUUUAGGAAUGUGUCCAUCCCAUACGACUACACAUUUACACACAAGACGGAGCUGCAAGCGCACUUAUUUGGCGCCUUUUCUGUGGCCAGCUCAUUUCCCUCGCUCAUAGCCGUCUACCUGGGAACACUGUUCAACCACAGAAUUGGGCAGGAGACACGGAACAUAUUGGGAUUCUCUCUGUGCAUUGUCUUCUUUGCAAUAGUGACAGCAUUCGUGAAAAUCAACACUGAUAACUGGCAGGUUGGCUUCUUCAUCCUUACUGUCAUCCUCCUAUCACUACUGAAUGUUUUUGCGUCAUGGCUUCAAGGAGGAAUCAUUGGUCUGGCGGCACUCUUGCCUUCGGAUUACAUGCACAGUCUGGUAAUCGGAAUGGCGGUUGGUGGCCUCUUCGCUUCGGUGCUGCAAAUCAUCUGCCUGCUGGGCCACCCGGAGCCCACCACUGUGGCACUGGCCUACUUCCUUUGUGCCAUCUUUGUUUUUGUGGUUGCCCUGGUCUGCUUCCUAGUCAUGCUGUCCACGGGCUUCUUUAUGCACUGUGUGAAGAACCCAGAAGGAAGCAUCCAAGACUUGAUUACAAACAGUGAUCUCGAGAUUAAGGCCUCAACUACUUUAAUUUUAAGAAAGGUUUGGCCACAGGCAGCUUCUGCAAUGUACGUCAUGGCUGUAUCCAUGGCCGUCUUCCCAGCAGUUACUGUCCUCGUGGUGUCAUCGGAUGUUGAGUCAGGAUCUGCGUGGACCGGCAGAUUCUUCAUGCCGGUUUGUGGAUAUCUGGUGUUCAAUGCUGGUGAUCUCACUGGGAGGAUUGUCUGCUCUUAUGUGCCUUUGAAUGAAAAACACGAAAAGACGGUGUUGUGGUUGACCUUGGCGCGCACAGUGUUCAUCCCGCUCUUUAUGCUGUGCAAUGCACAUCCUCGACGUUACCUGCCAGUCUUGCUGGAUUCGGACGUUGCCUUUGUGGCCCUCAUGACUGCAUUUGCAUUCACUAACGGGUACCUGCUCAGUGCGUCCAUGAUGCAGUCCUCUAGGAAAGUGCCAAGCUACCUCCAGGAAAGGACAGGAUUCCUCAUGUGUUCGGCAAUUAUGACGGGCCUCACGAUUGGAGGCUUUGCGUCUGUUCUUCUCAUCAAACUGCUCUGAAGUCAGCUUGUUGCUUGGAGCAUCGCGAUUGAACACCACUCCAAGCACGGCCAUUUGUUGUCUGCAUUGGAGUACGCAUUUUAAUAUCAGUGUAGCUGAAAUGCCUUCUUUUCAGCUACUUGACAGCUCUGUUGCCUUUGUCUAUUGAAUCUCAUCGAGUUUCUCAGGGCAUCCGCAUUUUAUUUUGGAAAUGUGAUUAGAGGCAUAAAAUGCUUUUCUGAUUGUGUAAAGUUUUGGAGGUGGACUCUACAACCGAGCGUUAGCCAAGAAGAAUUCAAAGGAAACCUUUUACCGCACAGUUAAUAAAACAUUGCUCAUUAAUGUAAGGAUCAAGCCAGCUCCCCCCUGCUAUUUUUAGGUGGUGGCUGUGCCGACCAGUGAGCUAUUGCAGAGUUUAUUUUGUUGUCGUUGUUGUUUUUGUCCUUUAGUGCUGUCUGGGCUGUCAUCACAACAAUAGACAGUUUUAGCUGAGCAUUGCUAACGAUACAUUCCGUUGACAUUUUACGCGCUCACUCAUUACACACAGCUGUGUUCACUUUGCAUUUUCAAUUAGCAUAUCGUAGUGCGCUUCCCCCCGAGAAGCAAGCGAUGCGCAGCCUGCUUGGCUGUAAAACGAUAAAGAGGCCAAAUGGAAGCAUUGUCACACUCCAUUCAAUCGACUCUGCAGCAGAGCGGAGGGCAGCAUUCUGCCUUUCGCUACUGGCAUGAUCAUUGCACUCACACCCACGGUAUUCCUGCUGAAUGGUUGUGUGCAAAUUGUGAGGAUACACUACCCUGAUCAGAGCUGACUGAAAGUGCUCAGCUAAAACUCUUUAAUACAGUCAAACCUCGUUGUAACAAAGUCUGAUCUGAUACGAAAAUAGCUUCUUUAUAGUCUGAUAUUUGUUAUAAACAUAUGUAAUACCGUACUAUACUGUACUGUAUCACAUACUGUAAUGUAUGUAUGGAGAAUACUGUAAUAGCAGUCAGACAACCUUUGUUUACUUCGUCAUAUCCGAUAAUUCUUUAUAUCUGUGUUAAUUAUAUCGAGGUUCGACGAUAAUCUCUAAUGAUGUUAGCAUUUGCAAAUACCUUAUACACCUUGACAAAGCAGCUAGCUAUGAAGUCUGCAUGUUGGUUAUAGAAUUGAACAAUGUCAAAGUAUGUUAAUUGUUUUUUUUUUUACUUUUGUUAAAUACAUUGAAUACUUUGACAGCAUUUUUUCACAAAAUAUUUGUCAUCAAAGUGUCCAUACACUGAACAGCCUGUCCCAUGCAGAAUGCAGUACGUCUGAGCAAAAAUGAGGCAACAUAGGGUACAGCAUCACUUUAACUGACACAAAUAGUAUCCCAUGAGCAGUAAGGUACAGUUAUCUUGUUUUAGUCAUUUGAAAGACAGCAAUAAAGAUAGCGUUGCCAUCAAAAUCUUUGAACCAACAUAUUUUUCAUGUUCUUCAAUAUUUGAAAUCAGCACUCCAUGACAGUGUCCUUUUACUUGUGACCGUUAUGGAACUUUCAGUGUAUUGGUAUAAAUUUUGAGAAAACAUUUUAGUAUCAGAAGUUAUGAUCUUUAUUUUUACAAGGCCUAUAAACAUCUUGUCCUCUUUCUUAUUGAAAAAGCUAGUGAAUACAUGGACACUGAAUAAAAUGGCAUGUGUAUAGAAAGACAAGGGGAAAUCAAGCAGCCAAGGACCGGUAAGUCAAAGCUUGUCACAAAAGGUGCAUAACUUGAGCACCGUAUGGCAUUGACACAGUGAGACUCGGUAAUGCAUCCAUUGUGUUGAAAAGUAAAAACAAAAAAAUUCAUCAUUUUAAUCCCUCCAAGUCGAAAAUUGACUAA
Dermacentor silvarum is the source of this 3749-nucleotide messenger RNA. Its product is annotated as equilibrative nucleoside transporter 3-like. NCBI's taxonomy places the organism in Eukaryota, Metazoa, Arthropoda, Arachnida, Ixodida, Ixodidae. The coding region runs from base 483 to 1931 and encodes 482 amino acids. Gene Ontology annotation, biological process: nucleoside transmembrane transport. The record is from RefSeq and is a predicted model, not a curated record. The transcript has 13 exons. Gene Ontology annotation, cellular component: plasma membrane. Gene Ontology annotation, molecular function: nucleoside transmembrane transporter activity.